CGGCUUGCGCUGCUCCGCCCGCUUCCAAAGCCAAAGAAGAGAGCGCUCUCCUCAAACCCACCACCACCACCGAGACAGAGGAGGAGAGAGAGAGAGAGUGGCCACGAGGAGGUAAAGGAGGGGAAAUCAUGGAGGCGAUUUGCUGUGGAGAUUCGGGUCCGUGAUCUGGUCGGAUCCUGCUUUCCCGGGAAGAAGAGGCCGAGGCGGUGGCGGUGGCGGUGGUGGGUGCUGCCAUGGUGUGGUGUGAAUGAAUCAUGUCGUCCAGCGCGCCUAUAUCCUCCCCGUAGCCCUCCCUCCCAGCCCCGAGAUGCCGCAUUAGCCACCAACGCAGCACUUCCACCGUCUCCCUCAAAUCCUCUCCUCCUCUCCCCCACGGCGGCGACGGAGUGACCGGCGAGAUUUCCCUCCUCCUCCUCCUUCCACUCUGCCUGAGCGCCAGGAUUGGCUCUUCUUCCUGCCUGGACGCGCCAUGACGGUGGUGGACGCCGAGUCCCGGUUCCACGUCCUGGCGGUGGACGACAGCGUCAUCGACCGGAAGCUCAUCGAGAUGCUGCUCAAGACCUCCUCCUACCAAGUGACCACGGUGGACUCCGGGAGCAAGGCGCUGGAGGUGCUGGGAUUGAGAGACGAGGACUCCUCCUCCUCAUCCUCCUCAUCCUCAUCCCCUCCCUCCUCCUCCGCCCCCGACCACCAUCAGGAGGUGGGCGUGAAUUUGAUCAUCACUGACUACUGCAUGCCGGGCAUGACAGGAUACGAUCUGCUGAGGAGGGUCAAGGGGUCAUCCUCACUGAAGGACAUUCCGGUGGUGAUCAUGUCCUCUGAGAAUGUGCCUGCCAGGAUCAGCAGGUGCUUGGAGGAUGGCGCGGAGGAGUUCUUCCUCAAGCCCGUGAAGCUCGCCGACAUGAAGAAGCUCAAGUCUCACCUGGUCCGGCGGAAGCAGCCCCAGCUCCAGCCGCAGCCGCAGCCGCAGCAGAAGCCACAGACAGAGCAGCAGCAGCCACAGACACAAGAGAAGCCUCGGCAGCAGCAGAAAGCAGAGCAAGCACAAGCCGAGCCGGCGGCGGCGGAGGAAGUGCCAGCCGAGGUGACCGCCACCGGAAUCACGGGUGACUGCGGCGGCGGCAGCAGAAAGAGGAAGGCGGCGAUGAUGGAGCAGGACGGGACGAACGCGAGCCUCUCCAGCGGCGGCAGCAGCAGCCUGGCGGUGGAGACCUGAAGAACAAGACCCCCAACCAAGAAACCUCAUGUUUCUGUUGGCUCAUGCAACUUUUUGGGGUUUACUUGCUCAUAUGGAAGAAUCAUCAUCAUGUGCUCAUGGCUAGUGUCAGCUCUUGGGGGCGGGUUAAAUAUUUACUUAGUUCUAAGUGAAGAACUAGAAGAAAAAAACAUACUACUUUUACACUAGCUGAAUUUUGGUGCGCUCAGGAAGGAAUGAGCAGGGGAGGGGAAAGGAAGGUUGAAAGUGAAGAAGACCAAGUUGUAGAUAAUGCUGGCCGCCGCGGCGCGCGCGCCCUGGAUGAUGAUGAUGAUGAUUCUAAGACUAAUCUAUGGCUUAUUUAUUCUGACCACUAUUCUGUACUCCUCUGAGCAAGUAUAAUAAUGGACUUAUAACCCGCUUAAUUGAUAA
Molecule: messenger RNA, 1627 nt
Organism: Hordeum vulgare subsp. vulgare (domesticated barley)
Lineage: Eukaryota; Viridiplantae; Streptophyta; Magnoliopsida; Poales; Poaceae
Product: two-component response regulator ORR4-like
Exons: 5
Coding region: 470-1216 (248 amino acids)
Biological process (GO): phosphorelay signal transduction system; cytokinin-activated signaling pathway
Source: RefSeq, a predicted model, not a curated record